Plutella xylostella (diamondback moth) is the source of this 711-nucleotide messenger RNA. RefSeq lists its product as uncharacterized. The record is from RefSeq and is a predicted model, not a curated record. NCBI's taxonomy places the organism in Eukaryota, Metazoa, Arthropoda, Insecta, Lepidoptera, Plutellidae.
AACGAAAUAAAAGUUUCUUACAACUGAUAACAUCACAAUAUCAUUGUGAUAUUGAUCACUAACAUAAUUUUAACAAAUAUUUGCAAUGCAGCAUUGAUCUAAACUCCUAACUUAAGGAUGGUUUCCAUGCUAACGGCUUUGGUUCACACUCCAGAGAAGAAGAGGCGGUUUCUUCUCAUCUUCAGACUGAUGGCUGUAGCUCUGAUUGUGGCAUUGCUGACCUUGCACAUGAGGUCGGUCCGAGUCUUCCGAUGGGAGCAUCAGGUGUCCGGCGGCAUAAUAGUGACCUACACCAUCGCGACAAUAGGCAUGGCGUGGUGCGCCGGCACUCCCGGAGGCAACCAGUGCGGCGCCGUAUUCCAAGCAUUCAUAUCUAGCGCUGGAUGUUUCCUGUUCGCUCUGAACGCAGCGGUCAUGGUCCAGCGGUGGCGCAGCGCUAGCACGCUGACUCGGUGCGUGUCCGAACUACUCACCGUGCUCGGUGUUCCGCUGAAGAGGCAGCUCUGUGUUAAAGUGACGUUAAGCGCUCUUUUAGCUGUCGUGCUUGCGAUUGAUGUGGUGUUGGCGUGGCUGAUACACUUGGAUCCGCCCGAUCCUCGGAAUAAGGGUUCGUGAAAGAGUGUGUUUCAUGUUUAUUUGUGAAUUCAUCCUGGUUGCCGUUUUGCUGUCUAUUUUGUAAGAGCCCUCAAACAUUAUAUAUUAGUUAAAUUA